CAAGAGUAUGAAUUAGUCAUAGUCCAAAAAUAAAGACAAAAUGGAAUCAAGUCAUAUAAUAUCCAUUACAAAUGGAGAAGAAAACAACAACAAUAUUGCUCAUAUGAAGAAAGAAAAAACAACCCAAUUUCCACUUCCACCUAUUGUUUCCCAUCAUGGAAAAAAUAAAAUACACUCCUCUUUUGUUCCCAUUACUUCCUAUCUCAAAGACAAUAAGGAAAUAAAAAAUGAGUGUGACAUUAAGAAGAUGAUCCAUUGCAUCAAAGUUGGAAUCUCACUUGUCUUGGUUUCACUUCUUUAUAUUUUGAAUCCUUUGUUUGAUCAAGUUGGUGAAAAUGCAAUGUGGGCUAUCAUGACCGUUGUUGUCAUCUUUGAAUCCUCCGCAGGAGCUACACUAGGAAAAGGCAUAAAUCGUGGGAUAGGGACUAUUGUAGGAGGAGGAAUUGGAUGCUUGGCAGCAAUAUUAGCCCAAAACAUUGGGGGAGUUGGAAACUCAAUUUUCAUUGCUACUUCGGUGUAUAUAAUUGGAUCAAUGGCAACAUAUUUUCGACUAGUUCCAAAAAUAAAGAAUAGAUAUGAUUAUGGAGUAGUGGUGUUUAUGCUUACAUUCAAUCUAGUAGUGGUAUCUGGGUCACGUCCAGGUGUCAAAGUUUGGGAAGUAGCAAGAGAACGUUUAUUGACAAUUCUAAUGGGUUUCAUUGUUUGCAUUUGUGUGAGUUUGUUUGUCUUUCCUAUGUGGGCCAGUGAUGAACUUCAUUAUUCCAUUCUCUCAACAUUCCAGGAUCUUGCCAAUACAAUUCAAGGUUGCUUAGAGGAAUGUUCCAAAUCCGUCAAGGAAAAGGAAAAUCAAGCUGAUGCAAGCUUCACAAUUUGCAAGUCAGUGUUGAACUCCAAAUCAAAGGAUGAAUCAUUGGCAAAUUUUGCAAAAUGGGAGCCUUGGCAUGGAAAAUUUGGAUUUUCCUACCCAUGGGAAAAGUACUUAAAGAUUGGUGAAGUUCUUCGAGAGCUAGCUGCACUCAUUCUUGCAUUGGAAAGUUGCAUUCGUGCCUCAAAAAAGCCCACGUCAUGUUGGAAGAGUUCAAAAACAGUCCAAUUUGAACAGUGUGAAGCAAUUGGGUCGAGGCUUGUUUGGACUCUAAGAGAAAUUGGAGAUAAUAUGAAACAAAUGAAAAAAUGUGAAGAAGUGGACAGCAUUAUGGCUAAGUUGAAAUCAACAAGAGAAGAGUUGAGUUUGGUAAUUUCCACAUCCAUGAUAGCUGAAUUUGAGAAUGGAGAAGUGCUAGCAAUUGCAAGCUUGGUGUUCUUGCUUAUGGAAGUGGUGGAGAAAGUUGAAGAAUUGGUUAAAGAGGUUAAGGAACUCGGAGAUAUGGCUCGUUUUCGUACCCGAGUAACUUCAGAGUCUUCGUAGAUAUAUUAUAUAUCAAAGUCUCUUUCUCUUGAGAAUGGAAGGAAUAUAUAUAAAGAAGGAAAAAAAAAGAUAAAUGAUAUAUCAAAUAUAUAUGUAUAUAUAAAGUAUUAACCACUCACGAUUUAUAAAUAGAUUUGAGUGUACUAUCUAAUUAGUAAGUAAUUGACUAUUUAUAAAAAAAAAAUGCAAUUAGCGUA
Messenger RNA from Cicer arietinum (chickpea), 1605 nucleotides. RefSeq names its product aluminum-activated malate transporter 2-like. The record is from RefSeq and is a predicted model, not a curated record. NCBI's taxonomy places the organism in Eukaryota, Viridiplantae, Streptophyta, Magnoliopsida, Fabales, Fabaceae. Gene Ontology annotation, biological process: malate transport.